AUGGUUGAAGUUAGAGGAAUUCGAUUAGACUCAAACACUCUCGGACCAACCAAUGGGUUAACCGCAACUAAAAGACCAGUCAUUUCCUGGGAGAUUUUUGGUAACGAGAAGAACUGGUAUCAGGGUGCUUAUCAAAUCAAGAUAAAAUACGGGGCCCAAACUUACAGCAUUUACGAUGUUGUCAACUCUGACAAUAAUUUGUUUGUGGAAUGGCCAGGAAGAGACUUGAAGUCAAGAGAAGUCAUAGCUAUUUCGAUUCGUGUUGCACCAAAAUCUGAUGUUUUUUCUUUUUCUGAAUGGAGUGAGCCCGCAGUCGCUCAAGUUGGAAUUUUGGAUAACUCCUGGAGGGCUCCAUUUAUUUCUAUGGUUGGGCAGCCUAAGGAUGAAGACGUUUCACCAGAAAUAUUAUUCAGAAGGAAUUUUGAUUUAUCGGCCAAUAAAAUUAAGUCUGCUAAGAUCUAUAGUACAGCUUUGGGGGUUUACGAAAUCGAAGUCAAUGGAAGGAAGGUUGGACAAGACUACUUAGCACCUGGUUGGACAAGCUAUGAUCAUCGUUUGCUCCAUCAAUUCUACGAUAUAACAGACUUGCUUACACCGCAUAGCAAUGCUAUUGGGGCUAGAGUAGGGUCUGGAUGGUAUAGCGGAAUGCUUGGUUUUGACGGUGGAGCCAGAAAUAUUUACGGAUAUCAAAGAGCCAUUAGUAUUGAGAUAGACGUGGAAUACGAAAAUGGUGAGAGAGCUGUGAUUCUCUCUGAUGAAGCUUGGAAAUCUAAUUAUGGUCCAAUUAAAGAUGCACAGUUGUACAAUGGUGAGGUAUAUGAUGCAAAUGACGAGUUUCCAGGAUGGUCUCUCCCGACGUUUAAGGAUGAUUCGUGGAGCCCGAUUGAAAUUAUUCAAUGCAGUUCCAAAUCAAUUGAGCCGCAAGCCUUUGGUUACAUAUGUGAAAUCAAUUCUCUGAAACCAGUCGACAUUUUCGAGACACCAAAGAAGAAGCUGAUUGUUGAUUUCGGUCAAAAUGCAGUUGGCUUCCCUCGCAUCAAUAAUGCCAAGGCUCCAAAAGGGCACACUAUUACUUUAAGAUUUGCUGAAGUUUUGGAGAAUGGGGAGCUCGGCACUCGUCCCCUGAGGCUUGCAAAAGCUACAGACCAGUAUACUUUCAAAGGUGAUAUAGAUGGUGAAACAUAUGCUCCCAGAUUUACAUUUCAUGGAGCAAGGUACUGUCAGAUUGAUAACUGGUAUGGAGAGUUUAACCCGACCAAUAUUGAAUUCGUCGUCAUUGGAAAUCUAAUGGAGACAACUGGUGGUUUUGAGUGUUCUGACAGAUUGCUAAACAGGCUCCACCAGAAUGUUGUCCAUAGCAUGAGAGGCAAUUUCCUAGCCAUACCGAUGGAUUGCCCACAAAGAGAUGAACGUCUCGGUUGGACAGGUGACAUUGCCAUAUUUUGUCCAACCGCACUCUACUUAUGUGAUUGCUACUCGUUCCUGCAAAGCUGGUUGAAGGAUUUGAAACUAGAACAAAAAGCGAAUGGUGGAGCUCCUGCUGUUGUGGUCCCAGAUAUUAUACAUGCAUUCGAAACAUUUUGGAAUGGUAAGAUAGCCGCUAUUUGGCAGGACGCCUCGGUUAUUGUACCUUAUGAGCUUUACAGGUCUUCGGGAAACAAGCAUAUCUUGCAAACCCAAUACGAAAGUAUGGUUUCAUGGAUUGAUUACAUUCCUAAAAUUGAAGGAAAAGUCAGGUGGGAUAAGAUUGAAGCCCAGUUGGGAGAUUGGCUGGAUCCAUCUGCACCACCAGACAACCCCCUUCUUGCUUUGACAGACGCCUAUCUGGUUGCUGAUGCUUUUCUUUUCAAGAUACUUACGAUAACUUCGGAGACUGCUGAGAUCUUAAAGUUAGAAAAAGAUGCGGCUUAUUACGCUGAGCUCGCUUCCAAAUGUCGUUCUGAUUUCAAUGAUGCUUAUGUUUCCUUGUCAGGAAAGCUGACAUCAAACACACAAACGGCAUAUGCUCUGGCUAUUUGUUUUGGGCUGUACAAAAAUGAUGAUCAAAUAUGCUAUGCUGGCAACCAAUUGUCCGAACUAGUAAGGCAAAGUGACUAUAAAAUCAGUACCGGAUUUGCUGGCACUCCAUUUGUCACUGAAGCUUUGACUAUUACAGGACAUAUAGAAGACGCCUACAAAAUGAUACUACAAAAAGAAUGCCCUUCAUGGCUAUAUCCAGUUUCUGUGGGUGCAACAACAAUCUGGGAACGAUGGGAUAGUAUGUUGCCUACAGGCCACAUCAAUCCUGGUGAAAUGACUUCUUUCAAUCAUUAUGCCUUGGGUUCAAUUGCCAACUGGAUGCAUGAAAGAAUGGGUGGUUUGAAAUUGAAGGAACCAGGCUGGCGAGAGUUUUUCCUUCGGCCUAUACCAGGAUCUAACAUCAGCUAUUGUGAAACUUUCCACAAAUCUCCCAGUGGCUUGAUCAGGUCUCAAUGGAAAAUAGAAGCUAGUAAGUUCACCUACAAUGUGACCGUUCCCCUGAACUCCACUGCCCACGUCACACUUCCUGAUGGAACCACUCAUUCUGUGGGGUCCGGAGUGUGGUCUUUUACGUGUUCAGCUUGA
This is a messenger RNA of Ogataea parapolymorpha DL-1, 2604 nucleotides long. RefSeq lists its product as uncharacterized. Gene Ontology annotation, biological process: carbohydrate metabolic process. Lineage: Eukaryota; Fungi; Ascomycota; Pichiomycetes; Pichiales; Pichiaceae. The record is from RefSeq and is a predicted model, not a curated record. Bases 1 to 2604 code for a protein of 867 amino acids. The transcript has a single exon.